This is a messenger RNA of Spodoptera exigua (beet armyworm), 312 nucleotides long. The record is from the annotation of a GenBank genome assembly. NCBI's taxonomy places the organism in Eukaryota, Metazoa, Arthropoda, Insecta, Lepidoptera, Noctuidae.
AUGUUUUUGGGAAAGGAAGGCAAAACGGACCCUGUGGGCAAAAAGGUCCACCUUGAUUACAAUGAAACAUGUAACGCCAUCUAUCUGAUUGUUACGUCAAAUUAUUGGAAGUCAUGUCAUGUUGCCGCUUUCGGUCAGUGUACUCAGAUCCACCGGCCGCACGUACACCGAUUUAGCAAGGUAUCCCCUGACAAUGUUAAAGGCGUUGUUGCUCGCGAUGACACUGCACAGACUGUCGGCGAUGGUCGGGUGCUGCUGGAUCAUGACUGGCUUUUUCUCUUGGAGAGCUUUAGUCAUAGUGGGGGCAGCUGA